Molecule: messenger RNA, 6195 nt
Organism: Grus americana (Whooping crane)
Lineage: Eukaryota; Metazoa; Chordata; Aves; Gruiformes; Gruidae
Product: E3 ubiquitin-protein ligase TRIM7-like
Exons: 7
Coding region: 28-993 (321 amino acids)
Molecular function (GO): protein binding; zinc ion binding
Source: RefSeq, a predicted model, not a curated record
UCAGUCCUUGCUCGCAGGAGAGAGGCCAUGGCGGCGGUGUUUUUGCCCAGCAAUCUCCAGGAUGAAGCCACUUGCUCCGUCUGCCUGGAGUUCUUCAAAGACCCCGUGUCCAUUGAGUGCGGGCACAACUUCUGCAGGGCGUGCAUCAUCAAGAGCUGGAAAGACCUAGACAUGGACUUCCCCUGCCCGCAGUGCCGAGAGGUUUUCCAAGAGAAGAGCUUCAGACCCAACCGGCAGCUGGCAAACAUGUCCGAGAUAAUCAGCCAGUUCACUCUCCGUGGGGCCAAGGGUGCAGAGGAGGACGGGCUCUGCAUGAAGCACAGGGAAGCCCUGAAACUCUACUGCAAGGAUGACCGGAAAACCAUCUGCGUGGUGUGUGACAGGUCCCGGGAACACCGGCCGCACGCUGUGGUACCUGUUGAUGAGGCAUCCGAGGAGUUCAAGGAGAAAAUCCAGGGACGCUUGGACUUCCUCAAAAAGGAGAGGCAAGAGCUGCUGGAGUUCAAAGUGAACGAUGAUAAGAAAACCCAGGAUCUCUUGAAAACCAUUGAGAACGAGCGGCAAAAGCUGCUCUUGGAGUUCGAGAGGCUGCGGCAGUUCCUGCAUGACCAGGAGCACAUCCUCCUGGGGCAGCUGGAGAAGAUGGAGAAGAACAUCGCCAAGAGGCAGAAUGAGAACAUCACUGACCUCUCCAAGGAGAUCACGCUCCUCAACAAGCUCAUCACAGAGCUGGAGGAGAAAAUCCAGCAGCCUAUGCUUGAAUUCCUCAAGGAUGUGAUGAACAUCAUAAGCAGAAGUGAUGACGUGAAGUGCCAGAAGCCUGUGCCGGUAUGCACAGAUAUGAAAAUGCACAUCUGCAAUUUCUCCCUCAAGACCGUCGUCCUUGAGAAAGUCUUAAAGAAAUUCAGAGAAAACCUGCGGGAUGAACUGGGAAGAGGUGAAAAAGAUCCAGCCUGCUCAGUUCGAGAGUCAAAAGACGAUUUUUCUAGCUGACGCCGGGGAUCUAACAGCUAAGCUAGGUCCUUUCUGCCUGUUUACACUUAACCAAACUACAGUGCGGAACAGAAAAAAACAGAUAUUUGAACCCCAAAAUGGAUUCAUGCCCUUUGCAGCCACAAUCUGCUUUAAGUCUGCCAGAUUUUCUCUGUGGUGAGGCUCCUGUCUCCACCAGGGUUUGGGAUGCAGGGUGUGAGUGCUCCAUAAUCUGCUCCAGCGCAAAGCCAGAUGCCUUAAAUUCUGCAGAAAGCUGUUGGAAUUGUGGCUGUGGGCAGGUGAUUGCUUUCAAAUUGUGCUGCGAUGGAGGAGACUUGCUCCUGGGUUGGCAAAGGAGCAAGUUCACACAAGAGGUCAUGAUUUUGCAACUGGAAAAACCAGCUGGGUUGGCCCAGAUUGACUCUUCCAAUGGUGGGUGAGUCUCUGCUUUGCUGCACCAGCAGUGGUGAGAACAGGGGAAUGCCAGUGAGCCGGGAAAGCACCACGAUGGGCUCUGCAGGGUGUCCACAGCCUGAUCCCUCUGGCUUUGCACUGUGGUGGAUGCAGGGCAUGGGCAGAUGCUGUUAAAAUCUGCCCCCGUCCUCCAGCUCCCUUGGUGUGACAGUUGGAUAGCCAUGCCCAGAGCAGCCGGAGUUACCCCAAGGAAAGUCAAGCCCUCUUUUAGAAGAGAAGACUUAUUCUUGCUUUUAAGGUGGUAGUCUUCAGCAUGGGGUUUGCAAACCCCUUGGGGAAGGCCAAGGAGAACAAGCCAUGAGUUGGAUCCUUUUUUUGGGCCAUCCAGCUUGGGUCGGACUCUGCUCAAACAUCCCCAGACACCCCUGGAAAAUGCCAAGGGGGUUGGCAAAGCAACAGAAGAAAGGCUGAAGACCAACAUUUAAAAGCAAAACAGCAAAACGACCCUCACUGCAUGUCCAUGGUGGUGUGUGUGCAUGUGUAGAGGUAUAACUUGGCUGGUGCAUUACACCAGCAAACCCUCUGAAAGCAGGUUGGGCCACAGCUGAGGCUGCAGAGAGCUGGGGGAUCAUGAAGUGAAGGGACCAGCCAAAACCUCAUGGCAGUCAUUGAAUCCCACGCCUCUGACUGCCUUAAUUCAUCUUUUACAAAAGCUUUGAAUGCUCUGAUUUUUAAUUUUUUUUUUAAUUUUUCUUUAUAUGAUGUUGCAGCUCCUGGAGUCAUAUUAUUAUUAUUUUUUUUUAAUCCAGCCAAAUCAUCAUCCGCAGCCCCUGCAGCAGAGCUGAAGUUCAAACCCAAAUCCUAAUGACUCCAGUGGCUGGAGACACAAGAGGGAGGAAGGAAAACACCUUUUGGCAUCAAGGAAAUUUCUUGCUCAUCCAAUUCUUUUCCCCUAACUUUUGCUGUUGAACACUUUGAAAGCACCUAUCUCUUGGUCUGAUGUAAUAGUGCAAAAUGCAGGAGAUGUUAUUUUAAGGCCAAUCUCCCGGUUUUGGGGAGGAACCUGGUGCUUGAGCUUUGAGGGGGAAAAGGACCUACCCUUUCCUGUGGUUGCUAUCGCUUUUCUGACCCCUAUGAAACACUGUGAAACUUUCAAUGCCAUCAGGUGUCUUUUUGGAUUUCAUAUGCAAUUUUCAGCCGCAAAUCUAUAGAUUUUGAAAGUGCAUAAAGAUCUUUAGCUAAAUGAACUCUGGUGCAGCAUCCAACACAUUUCAGCUUCUAAAGUCCCAUCUUAUAUUCCCCCAAAAGGAUCUCAUUUGAUCAUGGUGACUUUGCUGACUACAACCACAAUUUGAGGUCACUAAUGUGCUCGCUGUUUCCUUUGAGCCUGAGCUUGGAAGGGGAAAAGAUGUUAGUAUCAAACUUCAUCUACAUGCAUGUUCCAUGUGGGCUGUCCAGAUGUGAUCUGGUGUGUAAAGAUGCCCUUAGUUCAUGGCUUUCCAUGAGGGCUUGUCAUCAUGGGGUAGUCUGGGGACAGAUACUCAACAAUUUAUGAUCUCAGGGGUGUAUAUACCCCAUCUUGUAUGUUGUACAUUAGAUGAGCCAGAAACAAAAACAAGAAAAAAUUACCAAUUUGGAAAAAAGUCUCAAUCUAAGGUCCAUUUUUACUGUACAAUAAUCGCUAAUCAUUUGCAUGUGGUUUUAUUGUGUUGUUUGCUCCUAAUGUCCUUGCGUUGUUGUUACCCCAUUUCUUAGCAGCAGCAGCAUGAGUGUUGCCCUCCCAUGAAGGGAACUGGGGUGUCAGUGUGGGAGGACAGAUGAGUCCCCCCUGGUCAGGGUUUGAGAGGUGCUGCCUGGUGGCAUUGCUGAAGGAUCAUGAGGUGAUAAAAGAGCCAAAGACUACAAUGCAGUUGUAGAUCUCCCUCUAGGACAUCUUGAACCAGAUCUUGGUUCUCAUUUACUAUGAUUUGCUUUGCCGUGUUGUUCUUCACCUUUAGCUGGUGGGGCUUAAGCCCUAGUGAGGAUAUGAAAAGCUGAGGCAGAUGUUCAUCCCAUAUUUUUAACUGGGACCUGCCUCUCCCACCUCCAAGUUUCUCACACAUGUAGCUUGUCCCUCUGUGCUGGUAGAGAGAAGCAGCGUAUUUGUUAACAUUUGAAAUUACUCCUCUUAAAAUUAGCCCCAAGCCUCCAGGCUUCCUGAGGAGUCGGUGGUGAGAGGAGGCAUCUCAAGCACCUCAAAGCCAAGCCAAUGUCUGAACUUGGCUUUCCUUCAUCACAGACUUACUGAGGUUGGGAUGUGGUUCAGCAACUGAUAAAAACAUCCCCAGCUUGGGCUUUUAAUUGUUAAAAUUCUUAUUGAGUUACUGUCACUGCUGUCAUCAACAGAGGACCUGACCCUGGACCCUGAUUCAGCAAACCACCUCCUCAUCCUCUCUGCAGACCUCAAGAGCGUGAGGAUGGGCUGUAGGAAACAGGAGCUGCCUGACAACCCCAAGAGAUUUGACACAAACUCUCGGGUGCUGGCUACCACGGGUUUCAAGUCAGGAAGACAUUACUGGGAAGUGGAGGUGGGGGCCUCAGACGGUUGGGCCUUUGGGGUGGCCAAGGAGUCCGUCAGGAGGAAAGGUCUGACGCAGUUUUCCCCCGAAGAAGGGAUCUGGGCAGUUCAGCAAAAUGGAGGUCGCUACUGGGCGGUCACCUCGCCUCAACGCACCCCGCUGUGCCUCAGCCAGAAACUCAAUAAGGUCAGGGUGUACCUGGAUUAUGAAGGGGAAGAAGUGUCCUUCUACAACGCCGAUAACAUGCAGCACAUCUUCACCUUCAACGUUGCCUUCCAGGAGAAGGUGUUCCCUCUCUUUUCGGUCUGUUCCACUGUUACCUACAUCAAACUGUGCCCCUGAGGCUUCUCAUGGGCUUGGCUGAGGACGUGUCUCCAUGGUCUUCACUGGAUGAUGCCUGGACAGCAGUGAUGAGCACGAGAGACUCUCAAAUCAACUAUGUGGCCUGGUUUGUUGGUACAUAGGCAGGCAGAUAGCUGGUAGGUGGAGAUGACAGGUGGGUAAUCAGGGAAAAAUAUCACAGGAGGGUCUUAAAAUCAGCUUAAUCCAGAAAAUAGCUAUUGAAAUCAUCAGCAACCCCCCAGAAGGUUGUGGUCACCAUCUUAAACCUAUCUCUGAACCAACCCAACUCUUCAAUACCAGCAGGUAUUGCUGCCACUCUGGAAAAGGCUGAAAGGUGCUUUUUUUUUUUUUUGGGGGGGGGGGGGGUGGUGAAGAAAUAAAUGUCAAUGUUACUCAGGUGUGUUUGUCCUACUGGAUGUGAGCAAGACCCAUGUUUCUGAAUUUUGGUGCUCCUGUGUAACUCCUCCUGAGGUCCCCUCUAUGUAGAAGAUGUUUUCAAAAUAACCCCUUGAGGUUAUCCUGCUUUGCCCACAGUAACGUAGACUUUGGGUGCUGAAUCUUGUAUUUCCUCAGGCUCUCUUUACUGCUCGGUGCUCAGCAAAAUCACCCAUUUACCUUCAUCUUCUGUUUUCUCCUUCUGGAAAUCCUCACUCUUUGCCAAGACAGCAGAUAUUCAUUGUGCAGCUUGCGUUGUCCACUGUCGCUUUUGCCAAAACAAAAAAUGAGUGUACUAUUGUCUGAAGUGAUGAAAAAUAUGGUUUCUUGUUUUGGGGCAUUGUUGGUUGGCGCUUUAACCUUUUCUAGUAAACAUACUAUACCUCUUUAGGAAAUACAGGGGCAGGGGAAGGCUUUUUUAAAUCAAGAACAACAUUUCGUGGCCAGUUCUAAGAUAAGAAAAAGAUGUUUCUGUGCGCAGCUGAUCUUCAUAUGUACUUUAAACAUACUGGCAAAACCCUGGUCAACUCCAAUGCCAAGAAAUUGUGGGUUGCACAAGUGCAUUUCCUAUGUUUUAGGGGUUUUAACCCCUCCUCUGCAGUAAAUCCAUGUCACAGCAGCAGAAUAAAAUGAAAAUGCUGUAAUUCUCUCCCAGGGCACACAGAUCAUGUAUGUGCAGAAAGUAGUUGCCCUAAACACCUUCAAUUGCUUGUGCUCUUUGUUGUGAAGAUGUGUGGUCUAUCAAAGGCCACCUGACUUGUGCAAAAGGUAACAUCAAAACUCAAACAGACCAGAAGUGAAUGCAACAUCUUGAUGUUGCUAACUUGGUGAAGAGGUGCUUUUUUCCCAGGUUUACAGGUUUUUUUUCCCAUGCAUUGUUGAAGGCUUUCUUGGUGCACAGCUGAGCCUUUAGCUUGUGUCCCAAAUAAUGGAAAUCUGGCCAGCAGCUGCUGGAGAUGAAGCACAAUCCAUCUCCUACAUCUUCUAUGAGGUGUAUUAAUGCAGGAUCAGGUGAAUUUAAGAUGCCAUUAGUCAUAAAAAGAGCUGGGGGUGACUGGUUUAGGCAUGAACAUCUCCAUUUUCAGCUGGUAGGUUGUUUCCUACCCUGAGAAUCUACUUUUUUUUUUUUUUUUUUAAAUGAGUUUGGCUUUAAAUCCACGUUAUUUAAAGCUGCAGCAACUCUUAUAAAGGUCAAGCUGUGAACAGGUGAGCAAAAUGCCUGAAUUUUCUAAGGCCCAUCCGUUGCUGAAGCUAUGCCACUGUAUGUCAUAUAAAUAAAUAAAAAUCCCAAGAAUAAGAAAGGCAUUAGCAGGAGACACAGUAUUUCUUAUGUUGUGACUUGGUGUUCAUCUUGCGAGAAAAUGCUAUUUCUGCAAAGCAUGGGAAGCAAAAAAACAUUGCCCGAGUGGAAUUGAAACCUCCCAGAUUGUUGCUAGCCCACGUGCUGGAAAUAAAAUGUGAAGGUGCUACCUGA